CACACCUUCAUGAAGAGGAAGUGAAAACCCUUCGUCAUUUAGAUAUAAAUUAAUGUUAGGGACUCAUCAGAAGACCAAAUGAAGACCUAAAAUGGCAUCAGGGGGAUUUCCAGAUCCUGGUCGUCCUGGCGACGAUAGACCAGGAGACACACCUUUAAUUCCUGCACCUGAUUCUGCAUCGUCCGAUGAUCCCGAUAAUCAGACGUCACAAGAUUCUGAUCAGUCAUUUGACACCAGUUCUGGUCUAGAGACAUCCAGGGUACAUGUCGGGUCAUCCUUGAGCCCAGUGUUGAUGCCAGCCUCUAUUGACUGGAAACUGAAAGUGUUUCUGAUGAAUAUUGCAAGGAACAUUGAUGAGGAAGACUUGGAUGAUAUGAAAUUCCUGAUGAAAGGAGAGUGUGGAAUGGGUAAGAGAGCACUAUCAGAAAUAAAGACUGUCAAACAGUUCUUCAACCACAUGAUGGAAAUCGACUUUGUGAACAAUAAUAAUCUGUUACAACUACAGAACUUACUCUGGCAUUUAGGCAGGAAAGACUUGCACAUCAAGUUCGUAGAAUUUGCCAGAGACUACAAGACAAGCCCACUACACUUCUUUAUACCGAACCGUGAGCCAAGAAAUGGUUAUGUGUAUGCUGACUUCCAUAUUGGGGGAAGUCUGGAGACCACAUCGAGGCAGGAACUUGAAAUCCUACGAACAGAAAUAGCAGAACUGAUGUGUGUUCCUCCAAAAUUCAUAUUCAUCAAAGGUUUAGAGCCCCUACAUAGUUUGAUUGUGACCCUGAUGGUUCCAGCCAAGGCGGCAUUUGCCCUGUUUGAACUUUCAGAAGUUGAGAAGUCUAUAUUACAGAGCCUGAGAAUCGACUCAUUUGGGGUGGGGGACAAACGUGUGGUUCUGGCAAAUUUCAAAUUUGAAAAAGCGGCCUCUCUUAGUGAAAAAGACGAAAUACAGCGUAUUUUGAAGAAGAAGGAGCUACUAACAUCAGAACUGGACAAAAGCCAGGCGAGGCUAAUAGAACGAGGCAAAAAACUCUCGUCUUCAGAGGAAGAACUGGCCGAAGUAAAGAUCACCAGUGACCAGCUCAAACUGGCCAAUGACCAUGCCAUGAUGAUUUUGGCCACACUUGUAUAUCAAGAUCUAGCUCACAAUUCCAGCCCUACUGAUUCUCUCAGCAGGCUCAGCAUCCUUACCUAUUUUAAAUUUUGUCUUAACAAAUUCCAGAUACAAUACCCAGAGGCAGCAGAUCAUGUUGGAGAUUUGCUGGAUGCAAAUGCUUUGGUGGUGCGAAAAACAGAGAGAGAUCUUCAUAAGAACUAUGUAGAACGAUUACAGAUCCACCAAUUAGCUUUAGAAUACAGGUGUCAGACUGUGCAGCCCGUAUACACCCUUAGUGACCAUCUGUUCCAGCGACCGUCUGAGGCUGUUCGCCGGCAGUUCAUCAACACCAAAACUCAACAACAAUUAUUUCGGUCGUUUACUCAUGCGCAAACUCCGGGUAAUCAACAUAAAACCACCACCUCUAGGAAGAAACUUUUUGAUAGAAGGACAGAUAGACCAGUACCUUCCACGCAUCCGUACCACAGUGCUCUCAAGGAAAUCUCCUUAAAACUCAAAGAAACUCAAAAGGAGAAACUCCUCGGCAACUUACGCUUUAAUAAGGUUGAAGAAUGUGAGGUUGCCAAGCAACCAGAGAAGUUCUUACAAUUACUGUUUGAAAAAGAGCUGGGUGCGAUACCAGCUGAUCCUUGUGAACAUGUCCUGAAAAAGCUUCGUUUAACAGGAGAUCAAGAUUUACAGGUCUCUGCUAACAAACUUUUAUCAAAACGUAAAGGUGAUUUGAAUAAAGACGCAGAUAACUCAAGCUCUUCAGGCCUCAAUGUCUUGGGAAGAAGAAGACCUGAUCAGUCGUCCGAUACUGACCAGUCCCCACAUGUUGCCAAACAAAUGGAACAAAGGGAAGAUAAGUCUGGUGUCUCAGAUUCAAAGAAAACACCAAAUUUAUUUUCUAAAACUAUGUUCAAGCCAGGUAAGAGGGAUAUCAGAGAUGUGAUUGCAGGGGCUGCUACUCCUGGGGAUGAUGGUUCACAACAUACUUCCGAGCUGGACAUUCGAGGUGUACAUAAAAGCGCCAGCGAAUCGGCCCUUCGCCGUCUUGAUUCAAAUGACGAAAUGCAUGAAAAGUUGAACAAACUCUUGUCGGAGAUUGAGUGGGUAAAAAUAAUGCUGCAAAACCAAGCAAUGCAUCAAUCCCCUGUGGGAAUGGGUGCAAAAUGGUUUCCUGCAACUCCAACAGAGUUUUGAAGUGUGUUUCCCUAUAUUAACCUUUUCUGCACUGUAGACCAUAAUAGACUCAUCCAGAUCAAUGCAUGGUAGAGUCUACUAAAGUUACAUAGGGGUGAAAGGAUUGAAAUGUAGUGUUAUAUUGGAGCACCAAUACUUCAGAUACUUUCGUUCCCAGGAAAAGUUGCUGGAUUGUGAGAGGUCUGGAUUAGUGAUACGUUACACGCUGUUGUAACAGCCCGUUCAUUACCCCCGCUUAAAGUUACCCUGUGGAAAGAAGCAGUUAACUGGUUUCUUCCCCAGGAAAUCUUUCAGGUGGGGUAAAGAAAUGUCUACAGCUACAUGUACAGCUAGUGACAUACAAUGUACAGUAAGAUCUGUCAAUUUCAAGAGAUCAUGUAUUUAAGAGCUUGGCUGUUCAAUGCCUCUAUACAGAUUGUUCUCCUAAUGAAAUUAAUAUCAUAAAAGAAUUGAUGUAGCCUUAGAUGAUAGAUUUCAUUGUUCUAAUUAAUAUCUGUUUAUUUUUACUAAAAAAUGAAUACUUACCGGUAAAUAUCAGCAAUUGUGUUUUAUAUACUUAUCUAGAAUUAUUUUAACCUGUAAAUGUACUUCUUUCAGCAGUGAUACUAUUUUAGCAGUUCUUGUGCCAGUUAAAAUGUACAAAACUUUGGCAAGUUUUCUGUUUGCAAUAUUUUUUGUGAUAUAUGAAGGUCAAAGUUUUUUACUCAUCAACCCCAAAGACACAUUUGAGCUCUUCCUAUUCAAAGGUUGGAAUAGUCCAUUAUGAAAUGUCAGGGGUGAAUGAGUUGAUUAUGUUCAUUAAUGUGCCAAGUUGUUUCAUUAUCACUACCCUGGUUUUUGCUUUGAGGAUGUAUCAAUACUUCGGUCUGACCUAGAUUUACAUGACAGGUGUUAUCUAUGAAGCAGAAGAUGCUUACCCCUCGGAACACCUAUUGUCCUUCGUUGUCCCUUUUCAAAGAUCUCCAUGUACAUUUUUCUUUCGAUUAUGUUUUGCUACAGUUUUAUCAAUUUUCAUUUUGAAUAGCUGUUUUAUUUACUUGUUUUCUGUGAUUGUUUUUACCUCAACUCUGACAAUGCCUCAGAAAUUAGGAAACCUAUAGUAUAUUUAAAAAGCCUCGUCAUUAUCAUCACAUAUAUAUACAUUUUGUAUGAUAUAAGCUUUUUGUUGAAUUUUAUCAAUUUUAUUAUUGCUGACUAAUAAAGAAUUAAUGUACGUGAUAGACCUAGCUUUCCAUAUCAACCAAAGAUAUACCAGCUGAUUAUACAAUCAUCAACAAUGGUAUUCAUGUUGCAAAAACUGUAUGUGUCAUUAAUCUUAUCAGGUACCUGAUCAUGAGCAUGGCACGUAACUCUUGUCAAAAAAGAGUUCCACUAAAGGCAGAUAAUCCUGGAUGAUAGAUGUUACGUUAUGUAAACUUUAUUAAUUGAUUGAUAAAACAUUGGGAAUGUAACAUAAUUACAUACAUAGAUAGUGCUCAGAUGAGUUUAAGUCAGGAACUAAAUAUAUUGCUAAGAACUCUGAUUCACCCAUGAAAACACAUUUGAACUCUUCCCAUUCAAAGGUUGGAAUAGUUCGUUAUAAAAUUUCAGGGGUGAAUUUGGAAAUAUACAAAUAGCAAGAUGGCAAAAUGGACUUCAAGAAUAAAGCUUCUGUUGAAGUACGGAGACGACUUUAUCACGUUAUCUUCAGAAGAUUUACUGCAGCUACCUUUCAUCAUUUUAGUGUGAUGGUUUUUAUCGAUAUAUUUACUCAUGAAAUAUCAAAUUAUUUCAGUUUAAUUUAGUAAUUUUAUGAUUAACUGACUUAGAAAUUUGUUUGAAAUGUUUUGUUCUGUUGUUGUCUGUUUUCGUUCCACAAAUAAUAUUUAUGGUAAAGUUGUUAAUAUUUUAUACUUGCUAAUGAUAUUGUUUAAAAAAAAAAAAAAAAAUGAUCUUCAGAAAUACAAUCAAACCUAGAGACAACUCGGCUAAGAGACCACCUCUAUAAAAGUCCAGAUUGAAGUCAUUUUCAUGUUAACUUUUACAGUAUUUCCUCUGUAUGUAGGAGAUUUGUUUUUGGCUCGUUAUUUUCCCUCAAAAUAAAGAUGAAUGGGGGCUGUGAGAGGGGAAAUUGUGAAUGAAGAACUAUGUGUAAUAUAUGACCAUAACGGUGAAACUG
Molecule: messenger RNA, 4457 nt
Organism: Mizuhopecten yessoensis (Yesso scallop)
Lineage: Eukaryota; Metazoa; Mollusca; Bivalvia; Pectinida; Pectinidae
Exons: 7
Coding region: 92-2299 (735 amino acids)
Biological process (GO): regulation of apoptotic process
Molecular function (GO): protein binding
Source: RefSeq, a predicted model, not a curated record